CUGAUUUUGUGUUUUCAGGUUUCUAAAGAAUAUGGGGGUGAAGAUCAUAUUGACUUGUGGACUCUUAAUGUUAUUUCUAAAGGGUUCUUUCAAUGGAACAGUUAGAGAUAACCAUGUGGAACUCCUGGAUAAAGUUGAGGUCUGGAGAGGCUCCUGUGCCAUGCUACCAUGCAAGUACAAACCGAAAGAACCCUUUGACAAAUUUAUAUGGUACUAUAACGCAACAUAUGAUAUUAUUAAUAGAGAGUUUAAUGGGACGACCGUCUACAACAGCAAGGAUGAGAAUGAUGCGGACCCUUCGUUUGCUGGACGAGUGCAGUAUGUGGGGAAGUCCGACACGGACUGCACCAUAGUAAUAAAAAAUAUUCAGAAAGAGGAUGAAGGCACUUACAAUCUGAGGCUGUUGAGUAAGAAUAAAGAUUUUAAGUGGAUGUCAAAAACAUUAACCAUGACAGUAUCUGAUAUUGGGACGACCUUAAAAAUCGACCCUCUGCCAGAAAUAAGAGAGUCGGAAAAUGUUACUUUAACGUGUUCAAUAAGUUACUACUGUCCUUUCAACAACAUUAGUCUCUAUUGGGUUGAAGACGUAAACGGUACCAGCACAAUAGAUAUCAGAAGUGACACUAGUGAAGUACGAACCGCGAGCACCUUGAUGUUCCGCCCAUCGCGGAGAGACAAUGAGAAGAACAUCACAUGUGUCCUUAAUGGAGAUGACGGAGAAUCUGAUAAUACAACAGUCCAGCUCAAUGUCAUGUAUGCUCCUGACAAACCAGAUAUUAAGAAAUAUGGGGAACCCGUAGAAGGAAAGGAUAUCACACUGGAAUGUUCUACCAAAGCAAAUCCCCCGGUCUCCCUCUAUGUCUGGUACAAGGAUGGGGACGAGCGCUAUAAUCACACCGGUAAUCAGUUCACAAUCUACAAUAUAAAGGAAGACCAUUCCGGAUCUUACACAUGUUUGGCUCGUAACAAGCUGGGAGAAGCAAAGUCCUAUAAUCUAGAUCUGAAUGUGAUGUAUGCUCCCAGGUACCCAAAGGUUGUAUUAGAUCUAGAUAGACCAACAUUUACUGAAGAAGACAAGAUCGUAUUUGUUGAAGGAGACAAUGUCACCAUUCGAUGCGACGUCACCAGCAGCAACCCAAACGUGACCAACAUUAUAUGGUACAAGAACGGAAAGAGCAUUCAAAAAAAUGUCACUCAACCUAUAAAGGCAGAAGAUGCUGGGAAUUAUACCUGUGAAGCUGAAAAUUCUGUGGGACGUACUAGGUCACCGGAGGUUAUGGUGGACAUUCAUUACCCUCCUAAAGGUGUAGACCUGGUCCUUGGGGUUUCAAGCAAAUCUUUCAGAGAAAAUGAAAUGGUCAGCUUAAGAUGUUUACCAAAUACAAGCAAGCCGGAAUCCAGCAGAUACGAGUGGUACAAAGAUGGAGUUCUGCUCAGAAACUCAACCGAUGAUAUUAUGGUUCUGAAGUUAGAAUGGACCCAUACUGGACAGUACUCGUGUAACGCCCUAAAUGCCAUCGGGCCUGGCAAAUCACCAAAGAGACGUAUUGAUGUCCAAUAUGCUCCAAGGUUGCCAAUGGUAGUCCUAGAGCUAAAUAGAACAUUUUCUGAAGAAGACAAGAUCAUUUUUGUUGAAGGAGACAAGGUCCUGUUUCGGUGCGAUGUCAACAGCAGCAACCCAAAAGUGACCGACAUUAUAUGGUACAAGAACGGAAAUAAGAUUCAAAAAUUUAGUGAAUCUUUAAAGGCAGAAGAUGCUGGGAAUUAUACCUGUGAAGCUGAAAAUUCUGUGGGACGUACUAGGUCACCGGAGGUUAUGGUGGACAUUCAUUAUGCUCCGAAAAAUGUAACUCUGAUUGCCAUCCCCGGAGAUCAUGUAAUUGAACACAUGGACGUGACAUUACAGUGCACCAGCAAAGGCAAAUCAACUCCAAUUAAUUAUGAAUUUUAUCUGAACAAUGUCUCUUUGAGCGCGGAUAAUGACUCGUUUGAGCUGAAAAAUGUACAAAUAAAAGACACUGGGGAGUAUUCUUGCUUGGCAAGCAAUUUUGUUGGUGAGAGGAGAUCGAAUGUAGUCUUUCUACAUGUGUCAAACAGUCCGGCUACUAUAGGAAAGUUUGCAUCCUUGGGGGCCUUUUCCUUCAUCAGCCUAUUAAUGCUCAUCAUUCUGAUUGUUCGAUUCAGAGUACGCAUCAGGAAUGCACUUUGUAGAAGAACGGUUGAUGACAAAAGCGAAUCUUCAUUUUUCGUUUUGAAGAAGUAUGAGAACAUUGCCUCGUCAGGAGGAACACAUGAAGACUCCCGGGAUGGGACCUCCUACUCCAUCAGCGCUAAUUUAAGUGAAAAGGACAAAGGACGGGAGCGUGACCCCGAGGAAUCGCUGACGCGGAGCUUCCAGAAAGUUCAGGGAAACAGGUUUAUGACGAAUAUGAAGGUCAAAGUUAUAUGGACUUGUGGGCUCCUAAUAUUAUUUCUUAAAGGUUGUUUCAAUAGAUCGGUUAAAGAUGAGUAUGUGGAACUCCUGGAGAGAGUUGAGGUCUGGAAAGGUUCCUGCACGAUGCUACCAUGCAAGUAUAUGCCAAAAAGCACCCAUGACAGAUUUAUAUGGUACUAUAACGCAACGUAUGAUGACAAGAUCCGGGGGUUUAAUGGGACGAUUGUCUACAACAGCACAGAUGGGAAUGACGCGGACCCUUUGUUUGCUGGACGAGUGCAGUAUGUGGGGAAGUCCGACACGGACUGCACCAUAGUAAUAAGAAAUAUUCAGAAAGAAGAUAAAGGCACUUACCAUCUGAGGCUGCUCGGGAAAACACAUAAGUGGAUGUCAAAACAUCCGGUAACCAUUGCAGUAUCUGAUAUUGGGUCAACCUUAAGAUUUCACCCUCUACCGGAAAUAAGAGAGUCGGAAGCUGUUACUUUAUCCUGUUCAAUAAGUUAUUACUGUCCUUCCAACAUUAGUUUCUAUUGGAUUGAAGACGUAAACGGUACCAGUGCAACAGAUUUCAAAAGUGACACUAGUGAAGUCCGAACCACGAGCAGCUUGAUGUUCCGCCCAUCGUGGAGAGACAAUAAGAAGAACAUCACAUGUGUUCUUCACCGAGAUGACGGAGAAUCUGAUAACAAAACAGUCCAACUCAAUGUCACGUAUGCCCCCAAAAAUGUUCUGAUUUUUUCUAACGCCACUAUAGAAAUACUAAGAGGGAAGUCAACGACCUUGACUUGUUCUGUUGAAAGCAGCAAUCCGCCAGAUUAUGACAUCACAUGGUUCAAAGAGCCGCAGGAACAGCAAAAGGCCACAAAAGGAAGUGCCAGCCAAUUGGAAGUCACUAAACCAGGAAAAUAUUUCUGUCGCGCAAAAAACAAAAUUGACGGGACAAAAUCAAACUCGGUGGAAGUAUCCGUCCUGUAUGCUCCUGACAAACCAGCUAUUAAGAAAUAUGGGGAACCCGUAGAAGGAAAGGAUAUCACACUGGAAUGUUCUACCAAAGCAAAUCCCCCGGUCUCCCUCUAUGUCUGGUACAAGGAUGGGGAUGAGCGCUAUAAUCACACCGGUAAUCAGUUCACAAUCUAUAAUAUAAAGGAAGACCAUUCCGGAUCUUACACAUGUUUGGCUCGUAACAAGCUGGGAGAAGCAAAGUCUGACAAGCUGGAUCUGAAUGUGAUGUAUGCUCCCAGGUACCCAAGAGUAGUCCUAGAGCUAGAUAGACCCACAUUUGCUGAAGACGACAAGAUCGUAUUUGUUGAAGACAAAGCCAAGUUUGUUGAAGGAGAAAAGGUCAUUUUUCGAUGCAAAGUCAACAGCAGCAACCCAGACGUGACCAACAUUAUAUGGUAUAAGGAUGGAAAGAUAAGUAGAAAAAAUUUGGAUCAACCUAUAACGGCAGAAGAUGCUGGGGAUUAUACCUGUGGAGCUGUAAAUUCUGUAGGACGUACAAUGUCACCGAAGAUUACCAUGGACAUUCAUUACCCUCCUAAAGGUGUAGACCUGGUCCUUGAUGUUUCAAGCAAAUCUUUCAAAGAAAAUGAAAUUGUCAAAUUAAGAUGUUUAUCGAAAACAAGCAAGCCGCAAUCCAGCAGAUACGAGUGGUACAAAGAUGGAGUUCUGCUCAGAAACUCAACAUAUGAUAUUAUGGUGUUGAAGUUAGAAUGGACCCAUACUGGACAGUACUCGUGUAAAGCCCUAAAUGCCAUCGGGCCUGGCGAAUCACCGAAGAGACGUAUUGAUGUCCAAUAUGCUCCGAAAAAUGUAACGCUGACUGUCAUCCCCGGAGAUCACGUAACUGAACACAUGGAUGUGACGUUGACGUGCACCAGCAGGGCCAACCCAACUAACAUUUAUUAUGAAUUUUAUCUGAACAGUGUGUAUUUGGGCAGUAAUGGUGACUUUUUUGAGCUGAAAGACGUACAAAUAGAAAACAUCGGGGAGUAUUCUUGCUCGGCAAAAAAUUUGGUUGGUGAGAAGGGAUCGAAUGUUGUCUUUCUACAUGUGUCAUACAGUCCGGCUACUAUAGGGAAGUUUGCAUCCAUUGCGGCCUCUACCUUCAUCAUCCUAUUAACUCUCAUCAUUCUGAUUGUUCGAUUCAGAGUCAGCAUCAGGAAUGCAUUUCGAAGAAGAUCGGUUGAUGACAAAAGCGAGUCUUCAUUUUUUGUUAUGAAAAAGAAGGACGAAGCCAUCAUUGUUCAGCCAUCAUCCAGAUUACACAGAGAGUCAGCUGACAACAUUGGACAUCCCAACCCCUCCAUCCACAGCUCCACCGAUCAACUCAAUUACUCCAGAGUGAAUUUUCCCACUCCAUCCAAGAGACAGAGCAACCUUUCCAGUGCCGCGGCAGAUAAUGACAUCACCACAAUUUACAGCGUUGUCAAGAAAGUGCCCAAUGCACACGAGUAUGAGAACAUUGCCUCGUCAGAGAUUGCCCAUGAAGACUCCCAGGAUGAAAUCCAUUACUCCGUCAUUGCUAAUUUAAAUAGAAAGGACAAAGAACGGGAGCGUGACCCCGAGGUGGAAUACGCCAAGCUGAGACAUUCAUGAAGCGCGUUAUGGAUUGCUUUCAGAAUAUUGUGUUAAAGGGUCAGUUCACUGACCGAUGGGGCCUACACACGAUCGGUUUGGACCGAUGAAAAGGUCCUUCAGUCCGUUUUCAUCUGUUCUGACCGAUCGUGUGUAUGCGGCCUUAGAGAGGCUUGUGCAUGGAUCUGAGCAUUAUUAGUAAAUGAGUACUCUGCUACAAAAAUUCCCCACUUGUCAUCGGAAUAGGUGUCCUGGUAUAUUUACUCUUCCCCUCUGUUCUGGUGACAACAUGAACAUUUUUGGAUUUUCCACCACUUCCUGUUUAGGUGAAAACGGCCACCAGAACAAAGAGAGAGGGUGAAUCCACACUGCAGGGAUACAGGAAAUUAUAAAAGACUGACAGGGGUUCCAACCCUUCCCUACUCUGUCCAAAGAUAAAAAAAAGGUCUGUACAUUUACUCCCUCAUUUCAUUGAACCGACCCUGACUAUUUUAUUUGUCAUGAUUACAUUAAAGAAACAUUAGCUUGAGUAUAACUUACCUCUAUUAGAAAAAAAAAUGCUAUUACCCCCUUGUUUUUUUUUUACUAUUACAUGUGUGUAUUUAUUGGUGUGAGUAUAUAAGCGUGUGAUGCUUUUUUUUGUAUUACAAUUUUAUAUUUGAAACAUUUAACUUUUUUGUCUA
Rana temporaria (common frog) is the source of this 5694-nucleotide messenger RNA. RefSeq names its product B-cell receptor CD22-like. The record is from RefSeq and is a predicted model, not a curated record. NCBI's taxonomy places the organism in Eukaryota, Metazoa, Chordata, Amphibia, Anura, Ranidae. The coding region runs from base 32 to 5032 and encodes 1666 amino acids. The transcript has 26 exons.